AUGUCAAAAAACACCAAGGGUAAAAAGGACACGAAAACAACAGAAGUGGAUCCGCAAACCUUGUUUCAACAAUUUUCUCCCGCAUUACAUUUUGAAGAGCCUAAAGCAUCGACCAAGGACAACUGGUAUAUUGUAGCAGAACAAGUCGUGCCAGUAGCAAGAGACGCUUUUUGGGGUACCAUUAGACGUUGGACUACAGAACCACAGCUUGUCAUUCCACCCAUUGAAAAGGCGGAUAUUAAAUCAACCACUCAAAUAGACGCAGACGAUCACCUGGGAGAUUUUCAGGGACCAAUCGAGACAAUUGUGCGGGAGUUAAUUCCUAAACGCAAGUCAAAGGAUCCUGUAUUAACUGAACAAGUCGAGUAUUUUGAAAAUGACAAGGAAGGAAGAGUCAUUUAUAGACCAUUACUAGCAGAAGGUUCAACAUUACCCUUUUAUUAUCCAAAGGUCAAGGCGUAUAGUUUUGUGUACGAUUCAGGAUUAAGUGAGGAAUUCAGUGAAGAAAAAGGGACAUUAAGAUUAGAGAUCAUUCCUUGUGAAUCCUCUGAAGCAGCUGUAUCCGAUCCAAAAAUGCAAUAUGCAUUGAAAGCAAUUCUACACAAAUUGUUCAAAUGGUGUAUCCAAACAAGACUGGGAUAUACCAAAAAAGCCCAACAUGACGUCUUGGUGUCAAAAGAAACCUAUCAGUCAAUGUAUCAAUAUAUCAAAUCAAAAUAUGGUCCGGAACUAGUAGCUAAUUGGACUGAAAAAACUGACCCUAAAAAGUUUGUUUUUGAAGAUCUGGCCAUUGCCAGUUAUUUGCUUUGUUUAUGGAAACAGGAAGAGGCUAAGACAAACAGGUUUGGAAAGCAUGAGUUAGGUUGUGGAAAUGGUUUAUUGACCUUUUUAUUAGUGAGUGAAAGCUAUGAAGGUUACGGUAUUGAUAUUGCCGAUCGUAAAAUAUGGCCCGCCUUAUGUAAAGAUAAAAAGGAUAUGCUUAGAGUGGAAGCACUCUAUCCAGCACAAAUUAGCUAUCCGAAUACCGAAUGGUUAAUUGGCAACCAUGCAGACGAACUAGUACCAUGGAUUCCAAUCAUUGCUUCAAAAUCAGGAGUGGACUGCAAAUUCAUAGUAAUUCCUUGUUGUUUCUAUGGUCUCGAUGGCACAAAAUCAUUAUCACUUCCUCAAUCCGAAACAUUGGGUAAAUAUCGAGCUUAUACUAAUUACGUCAAAGAGAUCGCCGUGAAUCAGGCUGGUUAUGUUUGCGAGGAAGACUAUUUAAGAAUCCCAAGCACAAAAAAUAUUGCCAUUAUUGGCAGAUCAAAGCAAGUCAUUUCUCAACCAAACCGCAAAUUGGAUAAAUCAAUUGCGAUUGCAAGUGAAUCAUUUAUUCCUCGUAAAACAGACCGAGAAAAAGAAGAAGAAAGACAGGAGCUUUUGAAAAAACCAAAAUUAGAAAAAUAA
Mucor mucedo is the source of this 1446-nucleotide messenger RNA. RefSeq lists its product as uncharacterized. Bases 1 to 1446 code for a protein of 481 amino acids. The transcript is spliced from 11 exons. Gene Ontology annotation, molecular function: tRNA (uridine) methyltransferase activity. NCBI's taxonomy places the organism in Eukaryota, Fungi, Mucoromycota, Mucoromycetes, Mucorales, Mucoraceae. The record is from RefSeq and is a predicted model, not a curated record. Gene Ontology annotation, biological process: tRNA methylation.